UGGAGACGUGCGCUGCCGCCGGCGGGCUGGAGCGGCGCGAGGCGGCGCAGAGCGGCGGUCGGUAUGGAAGCAGUACCCCGCGAGGAGAAACCCAACCCGCUGCAGGAUGCCAACCUCUGCUCCCGGCUCUUCUUCUGGUGGCUGAAUCCAUUAUUUAUUAUUGGCCACAAACGGAAACUUGAAGAAGAUGAUAUGUACAAAGUACUGCCAGAAGAUUCCUCGAAGAAGCUUGGGGAGGACUUACAGUGGUACUGGGAUAAAGAGGUGCAAAAAGCAAAAAAAAGAGGAAAAACACCCCAUUUAACUAAAGCAAUUAUUCUUUGUUACUGGAAAUCCUAUUUAGUUCUUGGAAUUUUCACAAUGAUUGAGGAAACCCUCAAAAUAGUUCAGCCAGUAUUUUUGGGAAAAAUUAUUAGUUAUUUUGAAAACUACGAUGCCUCAGAUGAGGUGGCUUUGAACAUUGCAUAUUGCUACGCAGCUGCUCUGUCUGUGUGCACACUGAUUCUAGCUAUAAUGCACCACUUAUACUUCUAUCAUGUACAGCGGGCUGGCAUGAAGCUCAGAGUGGCUAUGUGUCAUAUGAUUUAUCGGAAGGCACUUCGUCUCAGUAAUGUAGCUAUGGCAAAAACUACCACUGGACAAAUAGUAAAUCUUCUCUCAAAUGAUGUGAACAAAUUUGAUCAGGUAACAAUUUUCUUGCACUUCUUGUGGGCUGGACCAAUUCAAGCUGUAGCAGUAACAGUACUUCUCUGGAUGGAAAUAGGCCCAUCGUGUCUUGCAGGAAUGGCAGUACUGAUUAUUCUUCUGCCUGUACAAACCUGCAUUGGGAGGCUUUUUUCUUCUUUAAGGAGCAAGACAGCUGCCUUUACAGAUGUCAGGAUUAGGACCAUGAAUGAAGUCAUAAGUGGUAUGAAGAUAAUAAAGAUGUAUGCAUGGGAAAAAUCAUUUGCGGAACUUGUGAGUGGUUUGAGAAGGAAGGAGAUCGCCAUGGUUUUGAAAAGCUCCUACCUUCGAGGAUUGAACUUGGCCUCUUUCUUUGUGGCAAGCAAAAUAACAGUGUUCAUGACUUUCAUGGCAUACGUACUACUUGGCAAUGUUAUCUCUGCAAGUCGGGUGUUUGUUGCAGUGUCCCUGUAUGGCGCAGUCAGGCUGACAGUAACUCUGUUCUUCCCUUCGGCUGUUGAGAGAGUAUCCGAGGCAGUGGUUAGCAUACGGCGGAUCAAGAACUUCCUGAUACUUGAUGAGGUCUCACACUUCAAACCACAACUGCAAGAUAAUAAUGAGAAUGUCAUUCUUCAUGUUCAGGAUUUGACUUGCUACUGGGAUAAGAGUUUAGAAAGCCCAGCACUCCAACAGCUUUCAUUUACCGUCAGACAAGGGGAAUUACUGGCUGUGAUCGGUCCUGUGGGAGCUGGAAAAUCUUCACUCCUAAGCGCUGUGCUUGGUGAGCUACCUAAGGAGAAAGGUUUGAUAAAUGUUUCUGGAAGAAUUGCCUAUGUUUCUCAGCAGCCAUGGGUGUUUUCUGGUACUGUUAGAAGUAACAUACUGUUUGACAAGGAGUAUGAGAGAGAGAAGUAUGAAAAAGUUUUAAAAGUCUGUGCUCUCAAAAAGGACUUGGACUUACUAGCAAACGGUGACCUAACAGUUAUAGGAGAUCGUGGAGCUACGCUGAGUGGGGGACAGAAGGCCCGUGUAAAUCUGGCCAGAGCUGUAUAUCAAGAUGCAGAUAUCUAUCUUUUGGACGAUCCACUGAGUGCAGUAGAUUCUGAAGUUGGAAGACAUUUGUUUGAAAAGUGUAUUUGUCAGGCUUUACAUCAGAAGAUCUGUGUUUUGGUGACUCACCAGUUGCAAUAUCUCCGUGCUGCAACUCAGAUUCUAAUAUUAAAAGAUGGUAAAAUGGUGGGAAAAGGGACCUAUUCAGAGUUCCUGAGGUCUGGCAUCGACUUUGCUUCCCUUCUGAAAAAAGAGGAGGAGGCAGAACAGCCGUCAGUUCCAGGCACCCCAAACCUGAAGUCGUCCCGGAGCCGUACCUUUUCAGAGUCCUCUGUCUGGUCCCAGGAUUCUUCUGUCCACUCAGUGAAAGAUGGAGCAGUGGAGCAACCACCUGCUGAAAAUCCACUGGCUGCUGUGUCAGAGGAGAGUCGUUCUGAGGGAAAAAUAAACUUCAAAGUUUACAGAAAAUAUUUCACUGCAGGAGCGAACUACUUUGUGAUUUUUAUACUUGUAUUAUUUAAUAUUUUGGCACAGGUGGCAUAUGUGCUCCAGGAUUGGUGGCUUUCUUACUGGGCAAAUCAUCAAGGAAAGCUGAAUGUUACAACAAAUGGAAAUAAUGGAGCAAAUGAGACUGAGCAUCUAGACCUUACCUUUUAUUUGGGAAUUUACGCAGGUUUAACGGUGGCUACAAUACUGUUUGGCAUAAUAAGAAGUCUUCUGGUCUUUCAAGUUCUUGUUAAUUCUGGUCAGACCUUGCACAACAAAAUGUUUAAAUCCAUUUUGAAGGCUCCUGUCCUGUUUUUUGACAGAAAUCCUAUAGGAAGAAUCUUAAAUCGUUUCUCAAAAGAUAUUGGCCAUCUGGACGACUUGCUUCCAUUGACAUUUUUGGAUUUUGUGCAGACUCUUCUACAGAUUUUUGGUGUGGUGGCUGUGGCUGUGGCAGUGAUUCCUUGGAUACUCAUUCCCUUAAUUCCACUAUUUAUUCUUUUCAUUUUUCUUCGACGAUAUUUCUUAGACACUUCAAGAGAUAUUAAACGUCUAGAAUCCACAACUCGGAGUCCAGUGUUCUCCCACUUGUCGUCAUCCCUGCAGGGCCUUUGGACUAUUCGGGCUUUGAAAGCAGAAGACAGAUUUCAAAAAUUAUUUGAUGCACAUCAAGACCUCCACUCAGAGGCCUGGUUUCUAUUUUUGACGACCUCGAGGUGGUUUGCUGUGCGUCUGGAUGCCAUCUGUGCCAUUUUUGUUAUAGUGGUUGCUUUUGGUUCCCUGCUUCUUGCCAAGACUUUGAAUGCGGGGCAAGUUGGUUUGGCACUGUCCUAUGCAAUCACUCUCAUGGGAACAUUCCAGUGGGGUGUGAGACAAAGUGCUGAAGUUGAAAACCUGAUGAUAUCAGUAGAAAGAGUAAUGGAAUACACGGAUCUUGAAAAAGAAGCCCCUUGGGAAACCAACAAGCAUCCACCACCUGAAUGGCCAAGCCAUGGAAUGAUAGCAUUUGAAAAUGUUAACUUCACUUACAGUCUAGAUGGCCCUUUGGUGUUAAGACAUUUGUCUGUUGUUAUUAAACCAGAAGAAAAGGUUGGAAUUGUGGGAAGAACAGGAGCAGGGAAGAGCUCUUUGAUAGCAGCCCUUUUUCGGUUGGCUGAACCUGAAGGAAGGAUCUGGAUUGAUAAGUACUUGACAUCAGAGCUAGGCCUCCAUGACUUAAGGAAGAAAAUUUCAAUUAUACCUCAGGAGCCCGUAUUGUUCACUGGGACAAUGAGGAAGAACUUAGAUCCUUUCAAUGAAUACACUGACGAAGAACUGUGGAAUGCCUUGGAAGAGGUGCAACUGAAAGAGGUUGUGGAAGAUCUACCUAAUAAAAUGGAGACACAGCUGGCAGAAUCUGGGUCUAAUUUUAGUGUUGGUCAGAGGCAGCUGGUGUGUCUUGCCAGAGCAGUUCUAAAAAAAAAUCGGAUCCUUAUCAUUGAUGAAGCAACAGCAAAUGUGGACCCAAGAACAGAUGAGUUCAUCCAAAAGACAAUCCGUGAAAAGUUUGCUCAGUGCACAGUUCUGACCAUUGCACACCGCUUGAACACCAUUAUCGACAGUGACAGAAUUAUGGUUUUAGAUGCAGGAAGACUAAAAGAAUAUGGUGAGCCUUACAUUUUGCUGCAAGAAAAGGACGGCUUGUUUUACAAAAUGGUGCAACAAGUGGGCAAGACAGAAGCAGCUUCUCUGAUUGAAACAGCAAAACGGGUUUACUUCAGUAAGAAUUACCCAGAAGUUGUUCAGAAUGGUCAGCUUGCCACAGACUCCUCGCUGGAUCCUUCCUCAGGAUUAUGUGUAACUGAAACUGCACUGUGAUUCCUCAUGACCACAGUUUUUUUCCACUGAAUAUAAACCUGAGAGCAUCCAAACCAUCGAUGUUCACGAGUGUCAAUGGGAGAGGAAAAAGAGGGGGCGAUUCUUUGCACUGGACAUCCUUUUAUUUAAUACUGAGAAGAAGAGUUUUACUAUCCCUGUUUCUUUGAUUUCAGUGCAAUAUAUGUUUUUUUUUUCCUUUCCAACUAAUUAUUUUUGUAUUGCUAAGGAAAUUAGGCAGACUCAGUUCUUAUUUGAAAGUUAUGUGUCUGUUAUUUAAACAGGUGCAGGACACCUAACAGGUCUAGGGUGCAUCUUUGGAAUUUAUUAAAGAAAGAUUGGAGUGUGUCCCUUUUCUCAGUUGGAGAUACUUUGAGAGCAAACAAAGCCAAAUGUUUUUUAGUGUCACCGUACCCCCACAGCUGUGCCUAAACAGCAGGUUUGGUUGUGUACAACUUAGCUUCUAACGGAGGUGUUUCUCUACCUGUCACAGGUAGCUAUGCAGGUGGUAGAAAAAAAAGCAAAAAGAAUUAAAAGCCAAAAACACUUUCUAUUUUGAUAGCAAAAAGUACUAUAUACGUAGAUUUUUUUUAUAAUUCAAGUAAUGCUGUUCAAGAUGAAUGUAAGUGUAAGUUUUAUUUUGCUGAAAUCCAGAUGCUGAAAAAUCAAUCUCAGUCUUCUGUACUUUAGAAGAGAACAUUUGCACUGAAGAAAUAUUUAAAUAAUUUAACACACAUUCCUCUUUUUAUCCAGGUUAUCAGAGAAAAAAAAAAAAAAGUAUUAAAAUAACUUGAGGAAAUCUUUGAAUGACAUGUCAUUAUACCUAAAUACCACGUAGUACAAAGUUAUCUCCAACACACCACAUUGAAAUGUAUACGUUAUUUGCAUUUAUUGUGCCUUAAUAUUUGUGCCUUCAAGCCAAAGCUGUAACUGCAGGGUACACAACAAAUUUGUUAAAUAUAUGUUAAAAAUAUUUAGCCUUAAUAUAUUUAAAGUUUUGCAUCAAGGAUUCUGUUGAACUUGUGCUGUUUGAAGUUACCAUACUGCUGGAAUAGGUAGGGAAGUGCAACCCGUACGUUUGAAUGGCUGUUGCUGGUACUGAGGAGAUUGCAGUGAGAUUCUGUAUUUGUACACCAUGUCCUGAUUCAGCAAAGCACUUCAGUGUGAAGGCACUAUUCUUGUGGUUUAAAAAGUCAGGCAAGUGCUCUUCUGCUGCAGAGCUUUUUUGUCUUCAGUGAGAUACCUACCCUUUGAGGUCCAGUACAGAAUAAAUCUAUUCCAAUUAUUGUCUGAAGGGACAGAAGGCACUGAAAAACAACAGGUCUCUUCAGGACACAGAGAACACUGUGCUUUUUAGAAAAAGAAAAAUAAUAAAAAAAGAUGCUUGCUAUUACCUUGGCAAGCUAAAUAUUGCUUACCCAAUGUUCCCCCAACAGUCGAAAAUUAAGGCGAACACAAAUGUUUCUCAUUUCAAGCCAUUUUACCAGCAAGUAAGUUGCUGAAAUACAAGACUGUUGCUUGUAUUGUUGUUGAGAAGCAAACUGAGGCCAAAGCCUGUGCCUGAAGAUAGGGGCUCAUCCAGGAGGGCUUUGUCCUGUGCAGAAGUUGGUGGUGAGAGGCAGAACCUUCUUUCCCUGCUGCCUGCACCCCCACCAAUUGGCUUCUCUGGUGGAUGGGAGGAAAGACACGCGCUGGGUGUUGGAUUUGCUGGCAGCAUCCUCCUGUACUGUUAGCAGGAAGGUACGCAACGAAGCGCUCUUGCCCUUGGCUUUCUUUUGGCAGUCUCUAACACCUCUGUGGGGUGUCGCUCACUACUGCAAGUGUCUCUGAGAUAAGUGGAACUGAACUUCACGUGGGUCUUGUCCUUUGUCUGGUGCUAAAUACAGGGCAGUCAGGGAUGACUACGUGUCCCCUGGCACAGAUUGGCUCAUGUAAGCAGCAAGCUCAGAGCUAAUCCUUCUCAGAGCGCACCAGCCACAGCCUCUUUUCUUGAUCGCUUUGCCCCCUAUGUACCUAGCACACAAAACACUACCGUGUUUUGUUUUGUUUCUUUUCAAUUCAAGUGGUCUCAAAUAAGGAUAGGGCUAUUCUGCAGCUCAGCAGAAUGUAUUGCAGAGCUAUGUGAAGAUGUAGAGAAGUGUCUGAGGAUGUAAAGUCACAUGGGAUAAUGCUGGGGGAUUGUAUAGCAUGGAGAAAGCUCAGCCUUGCAUGGUCUUUCUUUUCUGUAACUGCCUUUUGGAAGCGGUCCAUGGCAUAAACCAUGUCCAAGCUCUGCUCAGCCUUUAUCAUAGAGAGAUCCAGUUGGAGUGCUCCAAAACAGAGCCAGAGUGAGCUGACUGUGACAGUGCAGACAGCUAACAGGGACUGGAGCUUGAGCUCAUGCGUUUCCCUUUUUUAUUCAGUAGUUUGGACAGAUGCACAGGGUCUACCCAUGCUUUGCAAUAUUGAAUUAUUUUGAUUUCUAAAUAGUUCAUGCAAGAAAAUAAGUGUGAUGUAUAAUACGCUGAGACUUUUAAAUGCUCUGAGAGAACAUGAUGUUUUCAUGGCUAUAUAUUUUGUUUAUAUUUUUUUAAAACGGAAUUCAAGGAGAUAGAUAAACUGAGGGUAUAAUUAUAGUUUUAGUUCAUUUCAGCUCUGAAAUGAAACUAUAGCAAGUUGUAUUUCAGUGCUGAGCUCCAAGACGCUGACUGCAGCCCACUCAGUGGUAUGAGACCCUGACAAAUUCAGCUCUCACUCUAUAAGGCAGAGUUAAUUUGAUCCUGCAGAUUUUUGAACGUGCACAAAAAUGCUAGGUAUCUGAAAAUGCUCAUCCUGCUUCUUCACAGGUUUUGACAGGACAUUACUAGCUGUAGGUAUAAAAGAAUCAAAUAUUUAAAGAAUCGCACUUGAAAACCAUACGUUACUGAAUAGAUCAACAGAUAGUGAGCCAUUUGUGCCUGACGUUGCCAUGAUGUCCACCUUUUUAGUUUAAAGUAACAAAUAUAUUUCAGUCAGGAAGUUGUUUCCUUUAGAUUCUUUUGUUGCUUGUUGUUGAGAGUUGUUGUGAGUAGUUUAGGUGACUGUUGGUUAAGAUGGACACACCUAUUUAAUUUUAGGUGGGUGACAAAGUGCAUCGUGCCUGAAACUCGAGGAUGAGAGAGGCCUUCCUUCGUUGAACGUUAUGGUCUGUUGUAUGUAUAAAUUAUCUCUCCAGUGAGGUGUUUUGUGUUUCCUUCUAAAGAAAAGUUCAAAUAGUUCUAAAUUUCCACUUUGAAAAUGUUCGUGCUUUGUUUGGAGAAUAGUAAAGCUGCUUAUUUCAAGCUACAUUCCUUCAUGGGGAUCUUGGAAAAAGAACUCAGUCUUCAACAUUAUUAAAGCCUUUAAAAUAUUUCUUCACCAUAAGGUGCCUUAAAGUAUUCCAGAGUCUAAUAGACAAUUCUGUGCAGAAAUACUGCAUUGCAACAAUUGUGGGACUGUUGUUUGGUUCAAAAGUCUGGGAACAGCCUCUACUUGAGAUCGAAAGAACUGUUCCUCAAACGUUCAUUUUGGUAUCUCUUUGCUUUACCUGUCUAUGAAAGACCACUGGGAGAGUCAAAGCCAACAUGGUUCUCAAUAAUAGGUUAUUUCUGAUUUUGCUUAGGUUAAGGGCAAAAUUCUGCUCCGUUGAACCACAGUUCACUUGCCAGAUAGUUUUAGUCUUCUGUGAUAUCACUCAUGCUCCUCUUUGGAAGAGGGAGGACCUCCUUCUGACCAAGAUCAGGUUGAUAAAGCGAUAUUGACAGUUUCUUUUAACCUUCCCAAUACACAUUUGGAAGUAAGGUGAAGGAAAGAACAAGGAGGCAGAAGGUCUAAAUCAUAUAGAAAUUUCAGUGAAAAUGCUGCUUUCUGUGUUAAUCCGACCCUUCCAGAUGUCUCACCUUGAAGUCUGAGGGGGAAAGGGGAAGAAAAAGAUAACUGACAUCACUUACAUCCUGUAAUGAUGAUGAGCUUCUGACACAUCAGCAGAAGAAUGUGGCUUUCUGUAUGUUUCACAUUGUAUAACAUCGCACUGCUUUUCCAUCAUUUUAACUCCGUUUCUGUUUUGUUUUGGUUUUUACAUUUGUGUAACAAUUUGAUUCUGUUAUUUCUGUGGAAUGAUUUCUUUUGUCGACAUCCACGACAGCUUCUGUCGUACAAUAAAAUGUGUUUCUCAGAA
Messenger RNA from Lagopus leucura (white-tailed ptarmigan), 8227 nucleotides. RefSeq names its product ATP binding cassette subfamily C member 4 (gene ABCC4). The coding region runs from base 64 to 4056 and encodes 1330 amino acids. Gene Ontology annotation, molecular function: ABC-type transporter activity; ATP hydrolysis activity; ATP binding. Gene Ontology annotation, cellular component: plasma membrane. Gene Ontology annotation, biological process: transmembrane transport. NCBI's taxonomy places the organism in Eukaryota, Metazoa, Chordata, Aves, Galliformes, Phasianidae. The record is from RefSeq and is a predicted model, not a curated record. The transcript is spliced from 31 exons.